UGCACGUAUUUCUUGAUAUAUUUGCCUUUUCGAUUUGCGCGCAAUUUUCCAAAGGGGCGUAAAAGUGAAAUCAAUCAUUUUAAAAGGGAAAAUCUCUUCGGGGGGUCGAACUUGCUAAUCUGUCAAUGGCGUCAUGACACUUAGGAAGUGAGAUUCUAGUGUUUUUCAAAGCUUCAGUGUCGAUUUUAGAACGGCUUGAUUUUCGAAGCAGAGAAGCGCAUAAGAGAAACAUCUGCAGCAUUGUAAAGAGGAAAGAGGCGAAAGAGCAAACAAAGUGGAUCAGAAAGUACACAGUUUAACACGAAAAGGAAAUCCCCGAUGAGUACAUAAUAUAAAAGGUGAUGAAAAUGGAAGAAAGGAGGAGCAUAUUGUUCCAAGCCCAGACAAUUCUUCUUAUUUUAAGAGUACAAACUUCAGCUGAAGCUAAAAUGGCUAAAAUACUGUUUCUAAAGAGCUCAGCAUCAUGGCCCCGACAAUUAGUGUGUCAAAUGAGCGGAAGCCAAAGUGCAGGCGAUCCCAGAGGAGAAAUCAGCAGCCGAGUUCAUCGUCGGUGUCUGUUAUCAGCUACGGGCGAACCGUCUCAAGACGCUCGUGUUGGUACCAGCGUCCUUCGCGCCUCCCAGCGAUGGGAAAGGCGUGCGACCGUGACAACCGGCGAGAGUCAGUCGAUGGAGAGGCGUCGGAUGGCAGCCUGAAGAUUGCCGUUGAGCCACAUCGCCGCCACUCGACAACUUCCAUGAGUGACAGCGAUUCCAGCAGCGGCUGCUCUUCAGCCUGCUACUCCACAGACGUUUCCAACUCGCAGUUCUGCCGCUGUGACUCGCUGAAUAUGUCAGACUUUGAUGAUGACGGCUUCAAGGAGGACAAGUCAGAGCUCGGCUAUCCGACGAGGGUGAUUUUGCCGGCAGCGAACAAGGAUUGGCACGGCACGGGAAGCAACACGAAGGGUCUGCUGGAUAUUGCUAUCAAGACGAUAAAGUUGAUUCAGCGGAAUCAGCUGCUGCAGAUGAAGUUGGCGCAGUUGCAGGCGGAGACCCAUGCAUUUAUAACUUCCGUUAUGGCUAAUCCGGAGAACAGGGAGGCCGACCUGAGCCACUCAGACAGGGAAUCAUCGAUGUCAUCGCCAGGAAUGGAUGAGACAUAAGUGCAAAAAAUAUGUCUCAUUUUCAGCGUGAAUGGACUGUGUGUGCUUCUGUUUAUCGAGUGAAUGUUAGAGAAACUUUGUUAGAAUGUAAGUCACUGUUCACUUCACAGUACGCCCUGCCCUGAGGAAAAUUAUGUAGAGAGAGAGUGUUGGAAGUCGCAUUAACUUGAAGAUGAUAAUGACAAUCACUUUGGCUACAGCUGCAAGAAUUACUGGAUAGAGCAAAGCAUCUCUUCAUGAAAAUACCUCCACGUUAAGAUGUGCAAGUAAACAUAUCAGACAAUGUUCAAAUAGUGGCAAUAAAAUUUAUUGGAACUGC
Messenger RNA from Phlebotomus argentipes, 1463 nucleotides. RefSeq lists its product as uncharacterized. The transcript is spliced from 4 exons. The record is from RefSeq and is a predicted model, not a curated record. Bases 464 to 1144 code for a protein of 226 amino acids. NCBI's taxonomy places the organism in Eukaryota, Metazoa, Arthropoda, Insecta, Diptera, Psychodidae.